Sabethes cyaneus is the source of this 7643-nucleotide messenger RNA. RefSeq lists its product as uncharacterized. Gene Ontology annotation, biological process: cell-matrix adhesion. Bases 1844 to 6688 code for a protein of 1614 amino acids. NCBI's taxonomy places the organism in Eukaryota, Metazoa, Arthropoda, Insecta, Diptera, Culicidae. Gene Ontology annotation, cellular component: basement membrane; extracellular region. Gene Ontology annotation, molecular function: serine-type endopeptidase inhibitor activity. The record is from RefSeq and is a predicted model, not a curated record. The transcript has 9 exons.
UAGUUUUGCACAGCAGCAGGCCAGGAACAACAGAUGAAGCACUUUCUGUUCAAUUUUCCAAAUUUUCCCUCCCGCCACAACAAACGGUAGCUUCGUAGCUUACAUCGACCACAUAUUCAACACGGCCGUUUGGUAAACUUGCUAUCCUGUCAAAUCAUGCCUGGUCAAAAUGCAUCAUCAACUGCGUAACGUAAUCAACAUCGGGCGCCUCGAUUUAUUAAUGUUGCUUCUCUUUUCCAACACUGUUGCGUCAAGCUUCGCGCGUACGGUUUAUCAGCAAGGGGCAAACUCACGAAACCGCGUUUUGACCACGGGCCAUGCUAUACCAAACAGCACACGAAGUGUAAAUUUUAAUUUCAUUUUUUCCUUCAACUGUCGGUUUCGACCACAAUAAACAAAUAUAACAGCGAUGAACAACUGUUGUGUAAUAGGCGGGUGCAACGAAUCGACGCAGCCAGUAUGGCCGUCAAGUCGCCGCCGCACCGAUUCGCUGAUGGAAGAUUGCGGCGAAACACGACGCCCCGUGUUGUUUCGUGAAUUGCAAAACAACUGAUGUUGUUUUUUACCUGCGGAGGUCUUGGAGAAAAGCUUUUUACUGUUUUAGUAGAUUUUCUUUUUUUUACAAUUUGAACAUUUCUUGCACCAAUGAAGCCAAAUUCUUUUCUAAUCGAACGUCAGAAAUUAUUUGAUUGAAGCUCUCCUCCACACCCCCAUUACCUGCAGGCAACGCAACACAAGCGAGCGUUAAACGAAUGCUGAAUGCUAAACAUACCAAAACUGAUCCGCCCCAAUCUUCAUUGAUCCAAAUAACUUUUAUAAAAUGCAAACAGCUCUUCAAUUUCUAUUUGCUCGCUCUCGCUGUGAAAGCCAAAAACUUCCCUUUCCUAUCCGUUGUACGGAGGAGGGUGGAAAGAUUCCGAGCUCGAAAAUCUGCCCCCACGGGUUUUCCCCGAAUCGACACGAUGACUUCUGUCAGAGGAAGAGCUUCAUCAAAGUAUGAUGAAUACGAGAAAGCAAAAGCUGCUUUGCGCUCUAUUUUCCUACCAGAGAUAAAUACCUGACAUCCUACGCUGGGUUACUCUGGCAGCUGCAGGCUCGUAGCCACGUAGCCAGCGACUUCCUCGCCCGUUCCGGGUUGAUUGACGGUGUGAAAAAUGUUUUAUUCAUAUUUUUAAUCAAGUGCAUUUUUCUUAUCAUUAUUUUCAUUCAAAUGACUUUGAAAUUUCUACGUUCCCUAAAUACUAUCCUAAUCUCGCGCGUUUUGCGAUUGUUGUGUGCGAUAUGCUGAUGGCUCACUCUGGCUACGGACCUGUGACUGUGACUGUGUGACAAACAGAGGAACGAGGAAACCUAAGAAGCUACUGGGAGAACUGGAAAGAAAAACAUAAUCAACGAAAACACGAUGAAACUCGAUUCUCCGGUGUGGUUAUUUGCCAAGAAAUACAUUAUUUGGCCAAGAAAUACAUCAUGUGGCAAACGUGGUGCGCCUUUCGUGACUACCGGGACUGUAAACGGGCAUAUCUACUUCAAGGAGUGUUCACAGAAACAUCCGCUUCCUCUGUCGAAGCAACACGCCAGUCGAUCAUCUGGGCGGAUCUACCUUCGUGCCAAUAUUCGAAGGAUAUAUUGGAGUGGUACGAUGCCAACGGAGUCACUUUCGUAUCCAAGGACAUGGACGCCUCCAAUGCACCGGAACUAAAGCCCAUCGAAAAAUACUAGGCUAUUAUGAAGCGGGCACUACGGAAACAUCCCAAGGAGCCUCUUGUUGGUGAUAACAAGCCAUCUUAUUGGAACUAUUAUCGAACGACCGAACGAAUCGAGCAAGUAGGUCUUAUGAAACAGGAUGAAGGAAAUGGAUCCGUUGGUAGACAGAUGCAGUAGUAAGCUGGGAGCACAUUAUCGCAGCUCUUGCCAGGAUUGUAGCGCUGGAGGACGGUGUCACAGCAGUAGCAGCAACAACCACGGCAGACAUCGGUGGCAUCUCGAUGCCGCUCGGCAGUGGAGUUUGUUGCUGCUGAUAGUCGGACUCCUGUUUGCACAGGUCAUCUCUAGUAGUAGUACUCCCUUAGAUGAUAGUAGUAGUAGUGAAACCAUAGCAUUAACAGCCUGUCAGCAUCUGCGGCGAGCGGAAUCACGUCGCGCUAAGUCACUAGGCGACAACUUACUCCACUCGGUGCGAAUACCACGCUGCACGGCGCUCGGAGACUUCGAACCGGUGCAAUGUUCGAACGAACUGAACGGAACUGAAUGCUGGUGCGUGGACGAAUACGGCGUCGAGUUAGCUGGCAGCCGAAAGCCGAGUGCUGAUGACGUGAACUGUACCGUAAUCGAAACCAAAUGUCAGGCUUCCAGCUGUCGAAUGUUCUGUCCGGCUGGUUUUGCCCGAGAUCACAGCAGCGGGUGUCCAGUCUGCAAAUGCCGUGAUCCGUGCGACGGUGUACAGUGCCCCCGUGGGCAGCAAUGCGAACCACAGGAAGUUAACUGCAAGAAUGAACCUUGUCCGCCAGUUCCAACUUGUCGCACGGCGCGUUCUUUAUCAGACCUUUGUCCAGCAGGACAACCACUCGCUAUCAGCGGUACUGCGCGACCCUUCUUGUGCGGCAUCGAUCCUGGAAAACCGAGCUGUCCCCCUUUGUAUCGCUGCCUAGUACAAUCGGGUAACGAUUAUGGAGUUUGCUGUCCCGCGUCACUCCAGUUUGAAAAACCAGGCUCUUGCCCAAAACCAGACGAAAUCAUUUCUACUGAUAAUACCGGAUACCUCUGCGGAACACCUUGCGGCCAUGAUCUCGAAUGUCCACAAAUGCAGAAAUGUUGCACCUCAAAUGGUUGCGGUCGAAACUGUCAACAGCCACACAAUGUUACCGUUUGCCACCAGGCUCGUAUGCUGUCAGAACUUCUUUCCGUGAACGAACGCGAAGGACGGGGAUAUGUUCCGCAGUGUGAUGGACCGGGAGGAAGUUUCUCGACUCGACAAUGUUCGCGCAAUGGACUGGUAUGUUGGUGUGUUGAUCCCAAGACAGGCAACAAAAUCAGAGGAACUAUGGGAGCUGCCCAAAUGGUUAAUUGCGAGGGCGUGGAGAAUAUGAUCGGACGCAGUGGAGGACGCAGCGUGGAUGGUUCGCAAGGUCUCUGUGAUCAUAACAUUUGCGCCGCGGUCUGUGAGUACGGUUUCAAAAAUGACCAUAAUGGAUGCCCAACCUGCGAAUGCUCGGAGCCUUGUGAAGGUUUUAUCUGUCCAUCUGGAUCGCAUUGUGAGGUUGCUAAAGAUCCGAAAUGUGCCGCAUUCUCGGCUCUGUGCUCUUCAGAGCCGGUCUGCAAACCGGAUCUGGUUUACUCUAAUCCCUGCGAGACGGGCACUCCUUUAUCUGAUAACAUUACCGGAGAAUUACUAUAUUGUCAUAUGAACCGCCCUAAAAAUCGAGAAUUCCAAAGUCGAACUUUCUUCGACGACGAAGAAGAUGAUACCGUUGGCCGUAAACGCUCGCUAUCCAAUACGAUCAAUUGCCCCGAGACGCACGAAUGCAUGAAACUGCACGGAGAAGCGGGCAGCGUUUGCUGUCCGGUCGAGAACGACACCGUUCCGGUUGCAGAAGCCCGUCAGCAAUCAAUGUGCGAAUACUUGCGAGACUUCUCGGAUCGCAUGGAGGGAACGGUCGAAGGGAUGGAGUUGGCUUUACCUCCACCUACCUGCAGCAUGGACGGAGGCUACGAAGCAGUACAGUGCAUUCGUCGCAAAGUGCGGGUUAGCCGUAACGACCAGCGACGCUAUUUAGAACAAAAUAAUAUACGACAGAUGAGGAAACUGCUAGAGGAAGCCAAGCGUGCUAGGCGAGAGGCGGUUUCCGGUAACGAUUCAUCAGGCCCAAAUCUAAAAUUGGUAAAAAUUGACGAUAGUAAUGAAGGUUCCCAAAUGCAAAAUCAGAAAAUAGAUAUCUUACCAAUUGCAUCCAAUCGCCAAAGAGAACAACCUUCAUCUGAAGCUUUCGAAGAGUAUGACGUGCAUGGUAGGUCGGCUAAAAUCAUAGAUUUUAAUCGACUUGAUUCUAAGAAUUCCAACAAGAAUUUGGAUAAACCAAUUAUCAAACCAUCUUUGUUGCUGAAGAAGAACAUUCCUCAGGAAGACCAGAUGAUAGAAAUCGACAUUGAAGAAUGCUGGUGUGUAGACAAUUUCGGCACUGAAAUUCCUAAAAGUCGCGGAAUGAACGCCACAAAAAAAUCAUGUGAAAAUCUUCGUGAAUCUCUCGGUUGCCUGGACUUGACCUGUCGUAUGGGAUGCGAUUAUGGUUUUGUGCUUGAUUCGGCGACGCAGUGUCCUUCCUGUGAGUGCCGAGAUCCAUGUGAUAGUGUAAACUGUCCUGAGGGUCAAGAAUGUCGAUCGGUUGAAGUUUCCUGCGAAGGGGAAUAUUGUCCUCCCGUUCCAGCGUGCUUCCCUAAAAAACCCGGACAAUGUCCAUUUUUAGUUCCACCUGGCAGUGAAAACGCUGAAUCCGAUUCUUGUGAGUAUGAGUGCAGAACAGAUGCACAUUGCGAAGGAUCUAAACGCUGUUGUUCCAAUGGAUGUGGAACACAGUGUGUUGAACCACAGCUUAAGACCGCCUGCCAGCAUUUGCAAACCAUACAACUGCAUCAGGCUAGCGAAUUAGGAGUUCCACCAAAGCAAAAGUACAUUGCACAAUGCGAUGUAGACGGCAGUUUCCGAACAAUUCAGUGUGGUCCGGGCAAUACCUGUUGGUGUGUAGACGAAUACGGCAAUGAGAAGAGUGGAACUCGAUCUAGUGAUGGUCAACCCAAUUGUGAAAUUUAUCCCAAAAGUGAAUGUCCAAUGAAAAAAUGUUCAUUCUGUGAAUAUGGCUAUAAAAUUGACGCAAACGGAUGCAAGACAUGUGAAUGUCGAAACCCUUGUGACGAAAUUUCCUGCCCAAGAGGUGAAGAAUGUAUGCUUAUUCAAGUAGAAUGCAUUUCCGUUCCAUGCUUCAAGAUGCCAAUUUGCGUACCGACUCGCGAUUCCAUUUGCCCGGAAGGACUUCCACUUAAGUCCAGUGGGCGUGAAAUUAUAUGUGGUCCACAAGUAGAUGGCGAUGCUUGCCCUUCCACGCAUAUAUGUCAGCUCAACCCGAUCAGCAACCGCGGGUCUUGUUGCGCCAAGACAAGAGAUGUUUGCUUCGAAUCGAUCGAAUCGAGCUGCCUGGCUUCGGAAAUGCAUUUGUCCGACGGCAAUGAUCUGGAAAGUAUCACCAAAUGGCGAUUCAGUCCACGGCUGAACAAAUGCGUCCCCGUCAAUCUUCCACGGUCCAGCGUGUGUCAAUCAAAGAAUCUAUUCCACAGCGAGCAAGCUUGCAACGGAGUUUGUCCCGUACUCUCCCAGUGCGAACGCCUGCGAUUGAAAAAUGCAAUGGCUGCUAAGCGCGCUGGACAACCGAGUACUUGGUUCCAGCCACGCUGCGAUCCGGAGACUGGAUUCUGGAGCCCAGUACAAUGUCUUGGUUCAACAGGUCCCAACAAUGCAACAACCACGCCGGAAACUCCUAGUUUGGGAGUUUGCUGGUGUGCGGAUAAGAAAGGUGCUCCAGUUAAAGGGUCACUAACCAAAGGAAGUGAACCAUUAUGCAGCAGCCGCCAGGCGAGAAGGCGAUUGUCUACCAGUGGCGAAGAAUCCAGCGAUCCAGUAAUGGAGGAAUUGAUUCGACAGAUCACCUUCUUGGUAGAUGAAAACAACUAUAUAGAUGAGGAUCUAGAACCAACUGUCCCGUCGGCAAGCGCAGCCAACACGGUUCCAAACUUCGCACCUGAGCCACGCUAUAUUGGAUCGGUAUCAGCCGUGACUGAGAAGAUUAUCGAAAUGGCCAGAACAGACGAUGGCAGCAAUUAUGUCGAAGACACGGGUAAAAAGCUCAUACCUUCAACAACAAGAUGUCAAGCUCUAAAGCUGGCGGCAUCCUUUCCCGUUGCUUGCGAUGAAAACGGAGCAUUUGAAUCCACUCAAUGCAAUGGAGAUACUUGCUGGUGCGUUGACGCAGCAGGCAACCAACUUCCACUGUCCAGCACCUUCAAACGUGGCCUUCGAAAUUGUCUUUUCACUCCAAUAGAUGCAGUCGAAAUUGAGCUUCAUCUAAAUAACCCUCAUCAAAGGCUUUUGCUUAAUCUAUACGAAGUUCUGCGUAAUGAUUUGCUUUCGGUGAUUGGCAGCAUCUUUGACAAUUAUCGGGUGCAUGAGAACAGUGACGGAACCGUAACGUUACGCUUUGACCUAAUUGAAGAUAACAAGGUAGACGAUGCCUUUGCCAUCGAAGAAAUGGUUCGGGAUCAUGUGUUCGUAAUGUAUCAUGGUGCUCUGAUUGCGGAUAUAACGCAGUCUCGAUUUUCACACAAAAUCUCCAACAACCUUCCGGUACCGCAACAGUCGUCCGGUAUCCCGGAGAACACCUUUCAAACAAUCGUGUUCGUCCUGGCCACGGCUUCCGCAUUUCUUAUCAGCAUACUGGUCGUAUUCGUGAUGCUGAAACGUGGCAAAAACAAGAUGAAACACUAUAGCAACGGUAACCGAAUGAUGAGCAUCGGAGCGGACAAGUACCUCGAUUAUAGUUCACCCAUUUUUGUGCUGAGUGCCAACGAUACCAAAUCGCUUCCGGAUCAUAACCAUCGACCAGCGGCUGCGACCGCUUCUGCCAAAGGAAAUGAAUCGAACUGAAACUAAAAGUGCUGUAUCCUGCAUGCGAAAGGAUCGUGUUGAAUCGUUUAAUGUUGAAUUCAUUCUUAAUUAUGCGUGCCGCUUGUUUUGCAAUAAAACAUUGGUAAUAAUCUAGGGAACAUUGAUUCCCGAAUCCACGAGGAUAGAUCCUUUCCGCAUUAAAUGAAAAACCUACUUGUUUUUUGUAUUGCAAAAAAAAUAAGAAGAAAAAUCAUUGAACACGUGGGCCAAAACACCUUUUCACUAGUUUGUGUACAUAAAUAACCACUUUUCAACAACCGAACAUCUAUUAGAAUAAAAAUCGGUGCACAUUCCAACUUUCUCCUAUAGUUUACUCUAUUUUCUCUAUAUGUAUAUCUGAAAUAUUUACCAUUAGAGCCUAAUCUUAAACAUACCGUUAUCGCGUAUAACUUCAAAAGUACAUUUUACCGGGUUUGUAUUGUGACUUUCUACAGUAUCAGUAAGGGGAGAGGUUUCUAUAGCUAUCUACAGUUUUGUUUUAGUAGUUUCUUGCACACGACAGUUUUUCAAUAAUCACAGAAUACGAGCGUCCUCGUUUUUACUUGUAUAUUGUCAAGAAAACCGUCGGACUUGCGAGAUCAAAUGCAAAGAAUGUUAUGUAAAUAAACGCGGUCAACUAAACGAAACGUACGAAAAAUAAUUUUCAACCGCACAUCGAUGAUGCUUAGCGAUUGGUUGGAGUCUUACGCAAAGAUUAUAGAGGAAUCGAGUGUAAACUCAGUUUGGAAAUCGAACUAAAAUGUGCAGUGUGCUGUUAGGUUAUUCAGAUGCUCUUUUAUUUAUUUAUAUUAUCUUCCAUUGGCUUCUAUUUGUAAGAAUCGUGUUUUCGAGACAAAACAAAAAUGGAUAUUCCUCUGUAUUUUGUAUAUAAUAUGGCUGAUCUAUAACUGUCAGAACCAAUUUUGUCCCAUUUCAAUAAAAUUGAAUAAAAUAG